AUGCCAAGUACACCCUACGAUUACUCACAAAAACUCAAAACAGAAUUCGAACCAGUCCUUCGUUUCUUUGAAGUCAAACCCACUGGCAAUCUCUUCAAAGAUUUAACUCUUCUCGCAGAAGCCAUCGAAGGAGCAAAAAUCGAUGAAAAACUCACAAAAUUCUUCUUUGAUUUCUACGAUCGUGAUGGUAAUGGAACGAUCAGUAGAGACGAAUUAUCUGUACUUGUUCGUGACAUUGGUGAAGCCAUGGGAGAUGAAUCCAUGAAAAAUAUUACGGAUGAACAAUUGGAUGAUGCCAUGGCAAUUUUAGAUGAAGAUGGAUCAGGAGAGAUUGAAUGGAAUGAAUUUAAGAAUUGGUUUGAUGAGUUGAUGCAAAAUGAUGAAGAAGAAAAGUAA
Naegleria lovaniensis is the source of this 396-nucleotide messenger RNA. RefSeq lists its product as uncharacterized. Gene Ontology annotation, molecular function: calcium ion binding. The coding region runs from base 1 to 396 and encodes 131 amino acids. NCBI's taxonomy places the organism in Eukaryota, Heterolobosea, Eutetramitea, Acrasida, Naegleriidae. The transcript has 2 exons. The record is from RefSeq and is a predicted model, not a curated record.